AAUGGGGCAAAGCAAAACCAAAACAAACGCGCGUGUCAAAAAUCGUGCGUAGGCGGGCUUGAUCGCGCUUUUGUUUCGUGACCCGAGCGCGUGGCAUCGUCUGCUACGAUGACCAUCACGGCGUCGGCACCGGGAAAAACCAUAAUUCAUGGCGAGCACGCUGUCGUCUACGGCAAGGCCGCAGUCGCGACGAGCGUCAACCUGCGGACCCGCGUUACAUGCUGCGACCACGAGUCGUACGUUGUCUUGGAGGCGCCGGACCUCGACUUCGUCGAAGCCUGGCCCGUCAGCAAGUUUGAAGCUUUUCCUGUUCCCGACGGAGGCUGCACAACCACUGUCAUCUCGUUCGGAGCCCUUGUGCCAAACAUUUGCAGUGCCUUCGAAGCCGACGCAAAAUCCUCCAAGCCUGGAGACCAGGCAAAGCUGGCCUUCCUCUUUUUGUUCACGGGCAUCACACUACGGCACAACGAUGGGCACUUUGGCCCGGUCAAGUUCACCAUCAAUUCGAGGCUGCCACUGGGAGCGGGUCUCGGAUCGUCGGCGUCCUACAGCACGGCCCUGGCGACGGCGCUGCUGGCGAAAUACGGAGCCGUGCAGCGCGCCCUGUCCAGCAAGGACCGCGAGCUCAUCUGCUCAUGGGCCUUUCAGGCAGAAUGCAUUCUGCAUGGUCAACCCUCGGGCAUCGACAACACCAUCUGCACCUACGGAGGUGCUGUUCUAUUUAAGGGCGGGAAAAUAAGUGAAUCUCUUGAGAGCAUUCCCAGCUACAAGGUGUUGCUGGUCAACACCCGAGUUCCCAGGAACACCAAGGCUCUGGUGGCAGGUGUCAAGAAGAGGCACGAUCAGUUUCCAGAUGUUAUAAAGCCGGUCCUGGAAUCCAUUGAAGCAAUAUCCGAAACCUUUUGGAAGCUCCUGAAGAUGGCACCCGAGGUGGCAGAGAACAUGUUCUCCAAAUCCUUGGAACUGGUGGAGAUGAACCAGUCCCUGCUGAACUGCCUUGGAGUUGGUCACCCACGACUGAACAGGAUCGCCGAGAUUGCCACCCUGCAUGGUCUUGCUGCAAAGCUGACGGGGGCGGGCGGCGGUGGCUGCGCCUUGCUCCUGUGUCGUGUUGGCUGUCAAAACAAUGUGGGUUCGAGUGGUGAAGCUGAAAUGCUCACAGUGUGCAAGCAGCUUGAAGAGGAAGGCUUCCUCUACUGGGAGGUGGACUUGGGUUGCCCCGGUGUCACGCUAGACUGACCUCGUGAGCCAAAAGGAGCUAAUUUCAGGCCAGAGCACACUUUACAGUGCAGCAUCGAUCAAAGGCCAAUGUGCUUUCAAAGCUUUAUUUAGUAACGCAACACAUGUCUACACUCCUGUCCCGAAUGCUUGUGUACACAGUACAAUGCACGGCGCUGCGCAUACAUUGGUACGGCAUACUGUAUGUAUGCUCUCUGUGUAGCUUAGGUUUUCCUCGGAAGGACCUGCAUAAUCCUGGGAGCCAUUACAUGAGGGAACCUUGCGUAUGGGACCAAAAAUAUCAUAGCGCAGUGGCUUCCAUAUCCAUCUUGAAACAGGACAGCCCUGAGGACGUGGAUGUAUAGAAGGCACAAAAAAAAAAAAAAAAAAAGACAAGGCAUAGCCUUUUUUGUUGCCCCCACAUCUGUCCCUUCAGCACUGACAUGAUUCAUGAUGAGCUUGUUCAUGCUUCCAUGUUAAUCCCCAUGUCCAAAACACUAAUCUAACUAGCCACGCAUGAUGUGGCUUCGCUGCCGCUUCACGACAAAGAAAAAGUCACGGUGAGCGCAGCAGAUGGACACCUGUCUUAGUGCUAAGCCAACUAAUGCGUAAAACGUAAUUUUGUUGACGGAACUGCGGGCAGUUCGAAAUACUCAUCUCUCAGCCUACACAGUCAUUUUGAUUUUACUGUCUGAAUCACAGCGCACAUGAUACCAACCAUGCUUAACUGAACACACAAAAAAAAGCUAUACUCGCACUGUACUUCUGCAGAUGUGACAUUGCAGUGCUAACACAUUGCAGGAAAAAGUAGUUUGACAAAAGCAGCUAUGCACUGAUCCAUGCACAUUUUAAGGUGGACAAUUUUGACGGAUGUCAUUGGCGACACCAGUUUGAGACAAAGGAAGUUCCACGUAUCUUUCAAAUGCGCCUUUGAACUUGGCCACCAUGCCUAUGCUAGUUCAUGUGUGACAUAUGCAUGGAUGGAUGGACGUAUGACGUACGCAUUUUGCUUGUGCAGACUACAGUACCAACACCUUGUAACCCUUAUACUGUGCAUUUAUUUAAAGCAUUUACACACUAAAUAAAUAAAGUUCACUUCAU
Rhipicephalus sanguineus (brown dog tick) is the source of this 2319-nucleotide messenger RNA. Its product is annotated as mevalonate kinase. Gene Ontology annotation, molecular function: ATP binding; mevalonate kinase activity. The coding region runs from base 109 to 1239 and encodes 376 amino acids. Lineage: Eukaryota; Metazoa; Arthropoda; Arachnida; Ixodida; Ixodidae. The record is from RefSeq and is a predicted model, not a curated record. Gene Ontology annotation, biological process: isoprenoid biosynthetic process; cholesterol biosynthetic process. Gene Ontology annotation, cellular component: cytoplasm. The transcript is spliced from 9 exons.